AGGUAUCCACUUUUUAAACUCAAUCUGUGCCAUCAACACUAGAAAAUAUCUCUGUAUCACUAAAUAGUUUGCAUUGCCUUUAAUUCAUCAUGUGCCCUGCAGAACAUGACUGUCCCUUCCAAGAUUUGCUGCAGCCACUUACUGCAGCUGGUGAACAGUUUACUUACUUCAACAUUCCUGCUCUAAAUCCCCAGAAAUAUGAUCGUCUGCCGUUCUGCAUCAGAGUGCUGCUUGAAUCUGCUGUCAGAAACUGUGAUAAUUUCCAGGUGCUGAAGAGUGAUGUGGAGCGGAUUUUGUCAUGGGAAGAACACCAACGUGCUGGUGUAGAGGUCCCAUUCAGGCCAGCUCGGGUGCUACUCCAGGACUUCACGGGUGUGCCUGCCGUGGUUGAUUUUGCUGCAAUGCGAGAUGCUGUCAAGAGCCUCAAUGGCGACCCAGCGAAGAUCAACCCAAUCUGCCCUGCUGAUCUGGUCAUUGAUCAUUCUGUACAAGUUGACUACACACGCAGUUCAGAUGCCUUACUUCGUAACCAGAAAUUGGAAUUCGAGCGCAACAGAGAGCGUUUUGUUUUCCUUAAAUGGGGUGCUUCUGCUUUUAAGAACAUGUUGAUUGUUCCUCCUGGUUCUGGCAUAGUGCAUCAGGUUAACCUGGAGUUCCUGGCUAGGGUUGUGUUUGGGUCGAGCAGUGGUGGAGGUGCAACCCUAUACCCUGACUCCCUGGUGGGUACGGACUCCCACACCACCAUGAUCAAUGGACUUGGGGUUCUGGGUUGGGGGGUUGGAGGCAUCGAAGCCGAGGCUGUGAUGCUUGGUCAAGCCAUAUCACUGGUGCUGCCUGAGGUCAUCGGGUACAAGAUCACUGGCGAGCUAUCGCCCCUCUCCACCUCUACAGAUGUGGUGCUCACUAUCACCAAGCAUCUGCGGGAGGUUGGAGUGGUGGGGAAAUUUGUUGAGUUUUUCGGUGCGGGCGUGGAACAGCUGAGCCUGGCUGACCGGGCCACGAUCAGCAACAUGUGUCCUGAGUACGGCGCCACAACCGCCUACUUCCCUGUGGACCCUGCAGCUUCUGCCUAUCUCAAACAAACCGGCCGUGAUCAAAAGCAAAUUGCAGUAAUCGAAGCUUACCUGAAGGCUGUCAAGAUGUUCCGCAACUAUGGAGACUCGUCCCAGGAUCCUGUCUACACUCAGGUUGUGGAACUGGACUUGGCUUCAGUUGUGCCCUCGAUGUCAGGUCCUAAGAGACCACAUGACCGCGUUGCCGUCGAGCACGUCAAGGAAGACUUCCAGCGGUGUCUCUCUAAUAAGGUUGGGUUCAAGGGCUUUGGCCUGCCAGCUGAGAGUUUGAGCAAGAAAGUGCCCUUCACAUACCGAGGUACUGAGUACACCCUCAGCCAUGGCUCCGUGGUCAUCGCGGCCAUCACCUCCUGCACCAACACCAGCAACCCUUCCGUCAUGCUCGGCGCAGGGAUGUUGGCACGUAACGCAGUGGCGGCAGGACUGAGCGUGGCGCCGUACAUCAAGACGUCGCUGUCGCCGGGCAGUGGUGUCGUGACGCACUACCUCGAACACUCAGGGGUCCUACCCAGCCUCAACGCCCUUGGCUUCGACGUCGUCGGCUAUGGCUGCAUGACCUGCAUUGGAAACUCAGGCCCUCUUGAUGAUGAAGUUCUUCGAGCUAUUGAAGAGAACGAGCUUGUGUGCGCGGGUGUGCUGUCUGGCAACCGCAAUUUCGAAGGCCGCAUCCACCCGAGCACCCGCGCCAACUACCUCGCCUCCCCUCUACUGGUCAUCGCCUACGCCAUUGCCGGCACUCUUAAUAUUGACUUCAAGACCGAGCCUCUCGGCUACAACAAGGAAGGACGCCCCGUUUUUCUGUCUGAAAUUUGGCCAUCGCGCUCAGAAGUGCGCGAGGUCGAAGAGACCUCCGUGCUACCCGCCAUGUUCCAGGAAGUUUAUAGCAACAUCACCACUGGAAGCGAUGACUGGAACGAGUUGCCUUGUCCAGACACUGAGCUGUACCCCUGGGAUGAGCUCAGCACAUACAUUAAGAACCCGCCCUUCUUCCAGGGCAUCACAAGAGAGUUGCCUGCUAUUGAAAGCAUCCGCGGUGCUCGCGUGCUGCUCAACUUGCCGGACUCGGUGACAACGGACCACAUCUCGCCCGCUGGCUCCAUCGCCCGCAACUCUCCCGCCGCGCGCUACCUCGCCAAGAGCAAACUGACACCGCGCGAGUUCAACUCGUAUGGAUCGCGCCGCGGCAACGACGCGGUCAUGGCUCGUGGCACCUUCGCCAACAUCCGCCUCGUGAACAAGAUGGUGGGGCGCGCCGCACCGCGUGCCGUGCAUCAGCCGUCGGGAGAGGAGCUGGACGUGUUUGACUGCGCUGAGCGAUAUAAGGCAGAGAAUAUCCCAGUGAUCGUGUUGACGGGAAAGGAGUAUGGCUCUGGGUCAUCCCGUGACUGGGCUGCCAAGGGGCCUUACAUGCUCGGCGUGCGCGCUGUGAUCGCCGAGUCGUACGAACGCAUCCACCGCAGCAACUUGGUGGGCAUGGGCAUCCUGCCGCUGCAGUUCAUGCAGGGCGACUCUGCUGACAGCCUCGGACUCGACGGCACCGAGACCUACGAUAUCAUCUUGCCAGACACCAUCGCACCCUCCAUUACCGUCUCCGUCAAGGUUAACGGAAGUGAGCGCGAAUUCACAGCGCUGCUGCGUUUUGACACCGAGGUCGAGGUGACGUACUUCCGACACGGAGGCAUCCUUCAGUAUAUGGUCCGCAAGCUUGCCGCCUGAAUCUUCUGACUGAUUACUUCGUUCAUGGAAUCAUUGAUCGUGAUCCUCAAUGCUAUUGGUAUCUCUUGGUUUAGUAACUAGAGGUACCGUCAGAGACAAAAUGUUAUUGCUUGUAGCGCCACAAUUACGUACGGGAAUCAUAGGUACGAUGUACUCAAGUAUUUUUAGGCAUCGUUAACAAGUUAAGGUGGGAUAAUAUUAUUCGUGGGUUUAAUGGUUUAGAAGCUAAGCACAUUCUUUUCUAUAGUACUAAAAUAAACAUCGUUGUAGAUGCCAUUGCAAAGUAGAUGUCCACCCAACGGUAUGACGCAAGACGAAUUCAAUGACGAUCCAUUUAAUUACCGCGACCAUAUAAAUAACUAUAUGCGUGAAUUUGCUCUUGUACACGGGUCUCGGCCACUUUUUUCGUGAACUGUGUAAAAGCUACGUACUAUUCACACGAACUAAGAUUAUAUUUGCACUUGGGGAUACCAGGAGAAUGGGGGCAAAUCCCCGCUGAAUGAUAAACACGUUCAAUAAAUAUGUGCCACUAGGAUAUUCGGGGAUAUUCAAUGGCGAUGCUGAUCAUCUAUAGAAGUCAUUCAUCAAAUAUCCUAUUAAUGUUUAUAUAAUUGCCAAGCCAACAAACCUUGUACGGUAUCCUCAAUAAAUCGAGUGCACGCUUAAAGGAUUAAUUAAGCAUCUAUUUGAACGCUUCUUUGCAAAAUGUAUCCACGACAAUCUUACACCUUCACGCAGUUCAAUAGUUCGAUUGAGUUAUGGGUGUUUAAAAAUAAGAGACCAUCUAAAAACAGCUCCUGUAUCUCGUGGAAAUUGUGUGUUCGAUGCAUUAUUUAGCAUUUAAUAUUGUGUUACGCGUUGAGCUUUUCAUCUAAAAUAUUGUUAUGUUAUGUGCCUAUCUUUGACGCUAGAAUAUAGGAAUCAUUUUUAAUAUAAAAUUGAAGCAUUUUA
Hyalella azteca is the source of this 3740-nucleotide messenger RNA. RefSeq names its product cytoplasmic aconitate hydratase. Gene Ontology annotation, biological process: citrate metabolic process; tricarboxylic acid cycle. The record is from RefSeq and is a predicted model, not a curated record. Gene Ontology annotation, molecular function: 4 iron, 4 sulfur cluster binding; aconitate hydratase activity. The transcript is spliced from 20 exons. Lineage: Eukaryota; Metazoa; Arthropoda; Malacostraca; Amphipoda; Hyalellidae. Gene Ontology annotation, cellular component: mitochondrion; cytosol. Bases 90 to 2789 code for a protein of 899 amino acids.